This is a messenger RNA of Hydractinia symbiolongicarpus, 4811 nucleotides long. RefSeq names its product alpha-1-macroglobulin-like. Lineage: Eukaryota; Metazoa; Cnidaria; Hydrozoa; Anthoathecata; Hydractiniidae. Gene Ontology annotation, cellular component: extracellular region. The transcript is spliced from 27 exons. Gene Ontology annotation, molecular function: endopeptidase inhibitor activity. The record is from RefSeq and is a predicted model, not a curated record. The coding region runs from base 214 to 4725 and encodes 1503 amino acids.
CACCAGCCCCAAAAAGGCAAAAAGUUAACAACAAACCUAAAAAGUCGUCACCAUCGUCAAGCAAGGACUUAGAAAUCAUAAAUAUUGAUUAAAAAUUAUCUUGUAUUAGAGGUUUAUUAUGACAUAAUAUUUCUAGCGCAAAGCGAGGUGGUGGUUCGAAAUGCUACGCUUUGUGGUCAAAAUAGCCAGGAAGUUGGGUGUAACUGGCAUUAUAUGGCAUAUUUUCCAAGAAUCUUCCGAACUGGUUUUACUGAAAAUAUAAUGUUGUCAACACAUGGAUACCCGAAGCCAGUAAAAGUUACUGUAAACUUAUUGGAUACCAAUCGUAACACUGUUUUUUCCUCCAAUAAUUUUACAGUUCAGCCAGAAAAAUUGUCCACAUUGCCUAUAUUUAUGAACCAUAAUUCUCCUGGGGGUAUAAAGGUAGAAGUUAGUGGUAUAGGUGAGAGUGUUGAUGGGAAAGAAUGGUCAUUCAAAAAUACAAGUGAACGUAUUCAAAUCGAAAAACUUGGACUCAAUAUUUUUAUUCAAACAGACCGACCCAUUUAUAAGCCAGGGCAAAAAAUCCAGUUUCGAGUGAUUGUGGUAACUCAUACUUUAAAACCGUAUGAGGGGAAAUUAGAAAAAGUCGUAAUUGAAAAUCCAUCAGGUUCGAGAAUGAGGCAAUGGAAAGAUGUUGAUCUGGAGGAAGGUUUCGCUUCGUUGGAGUUGAAGACAUCAGAAAAACCAGUCAUGGGUACAUGGAAAAUUAAAGUUGAGCUUAAAACAUAUAAGAAAGAACUCAAGGUGGAUGUCAAAAAAUAUGUUCUACCGAAGUUUCAAGUCACUGUUAACCCACCAUCAUUUGCAUCAGAGCUUCAAAAAACUCUGGAAUUUGAAGUUUGCGCUAAGUAUUCGUAUGGGAAAAACGUUUAUGGAAAGAUGACCACAAUAGUUUGCAAAAGAAGGAGAUAUUAUUAUUAUUAUAGAACUCGUCAAGAUGAUUCUGAGUGUGUUACUGUAGCAAAAAUAAUUGAUGGAUGUGUUACAGUUUUAAUCGAUACUAAAGAAUUCCCUCCACCAUCUAUGAGCUAUUACAACUAUCAAUAUGUAUUUGAUGCAAAGGUUAAGGAAAAAGCAACAGAAGUCACGUUGAAUAGUACACAGAUCACAAAACAAGUUCACACUAAAGAAGUUGAAUUGUCUUUUCAAGCAACCAAAGUGUUUAAACCGGGUUUUCCUUUCACUGUCAAGCUAUUUGCAAAAUAUCCAGAUGGCAAGCCAAUUGAGAAAGAUCUGAAGGUUAAAGUAUUAGCAGGAACGUCAGGUUAUUAUUCCGGUAAUCUCUAUGCUGAAAACAUAACAAUUUCCAAUGGAAUGACUAUAAUAAAGUUACCUCCGAUUCCAUUUAAUGCACAGGAAGUGUCAGUCAGGGCCACAUAUGAACGGGAGAAAAUUUAUCCAACAGAAAGAAAAUAUCGCAGACAAUCGUAUGGUUCCAUAUACAUUAAACCUUGGUAUUCACCAACUCACAGCUAUUUACAUAUUGAAAAACAGAAGCAGGCUAUGCAGAAUGGAACCACUGCAAAUGUGACAGUUAAAUACACAUCUGUUGACGGCAAAGAAGUUGAGAGAAACAUUUACUAUUCCCUAAUGUGUGCUGGCAAUGUUGCUUUGUCUGGUAGCGUAAAACGCACUUUUAAAGCUGCCAUAGCAGAAAACCCAACGGACCCACCAACAACAACGACAACCACAACAACAACAACACUGAAACCCAUUUUGGAUAAAAAUGGCACUAGAAUUUUCCAAAUCACACCUCGACCAAUUUAUUGGUGGGAAAGACCACCCGUUACCAGACCACCACUUCCAUACCAAUUCUCAGUUGGUAGCUUUAAGUUUUCUUUUAAUGUGACAAAAAACAUGUUUCCUUCCUGUCGCAUGAUUGUAUAUUACAUUCGUGGUGAAGAAGUGGUUGCUGAUGAUACUGAAAUUGAUGUUGUGGAUGAAUUUGAAAAUAAAGUUUCAAUAAAGUUUGAUAAAUCAGAAGUGAAACCAGGAAAUAAAGUCAAGCUAACUGUAAAAGGUUUUCCUAAAUCACGAAUUGCUAUUGCUGCUGUUGACAAAAGUAUACAUUUCUUAGCUAAGGGGAACGACAUAAAACCAAAAGACCUUUUUAAUAUUCGAAACACUUUGGAUAUAACACCAGGAUGGGUUAAUAACUAUGGUCGUUGUCCAAGACGUUGGGGUAGAAGAAAAAGAAGUAUUGCUCCUGGCUGGUUCUGGCAAGACUAUGUUGAUUCUGAGAAGGCAUUUUCUAAUGUUGGUGUUACAUUUUUGUCAAGUUUAAACAUUGAUGUCAGGCCAUGCAAAGAAUUACCACUUAUUGAAUAUUCACGUGCAGUAGACGAUCUGAGUCCAGAUGGUGGAACGGAAGUUGCUACUUUAGGAAUUCCUGGACCUGUAGGUGCAACACGUAAAAAUAAGAAGUUAAAUAGCUCCAACAAUCAGAAGAAAAACGCACGACCAAGGACAGAAUUUCCUGAGACAUGGCUUUGGACCGAAGAGAAACUAUCGAAAGACGGUGUUCAUGUUUUUGACGUCAAAGUUCCCGACACUAUAACCAGUUGGUAUGCUAGCGGAUUUGCUGUGUCGAAACAAGCAGGUUUGGGUGUAGCUAGCCCAACAGAACUUCGCGCGUUUCAGCCAUUUUUUAUUUCGUUGGUGCUACCUUACUCUGUUGUACGCGGUGAAGAUGUCACUGUCCCGGCGGCUGUGUUCAGUUACCUGGAAAAUGCAUGCAUAACGGUGAGAGUAUCUCUGUCAUAUUCUCCAGAGAACUAUCGAAUAAUCGCUGGACCGUCAGCCAAAACUUGUAUUUGUGGUGGGCGCACCGCCACUGUGUUGUUCCGCGUUCAACCACGGAAACUUGGUCGCAUUCCAAUUCGAGUCUCUGCCGAGACAUUAGACGAGAACGCAUGCGCGGUUAACAAACCUUUCAACUCAAAAAUCACGGCAGCCGAUAGCUUAAUUAAAAAGUUAUUAGUUGAACCUGAAGGUGUCAAGGAGGAUCAUACGCAGUCGAGUUUCUUUUGCCCAAAAGACACGUCGGGAACGUAUAACGCAGACUUUACACUUCAAGUGCCAAGUAACGUCGUACCGGGAUCUGUGUUCGCAAAGGUUACAGCCAUGGGUGAUUUAAUGGGUUCGAGUUUGUCGAAUAUAGACGAGUUGUUGGCGAUGCCGUACGGAUGUGGCGAGCAAAACAUGUUGAAAUUCGCACCGAAUAUUUUCAUUAUGAAUUAUUUGAAUAAUACAAACCAAGUAUCUGGCGAGAUAAAAACUAAAGCACUCGACUACAUGAGAUCAGGCUAUCAAAGAGAAUUGACAUAUAAACAUGGUGAAAAGUUCGAUAGCAACUUUGGUUCAUAUAGUGCGUUUGGUCAUCGAGACAAAAAUGGUAGCACGUGGUUGACGGCUUUCGUUCUAAAAUCAUAUGCCCAAGCCCGUCCUUGGAUUGACGUUGAUCCAACUGAAAUUGAUGAUCCGAAGAAUUGGUUGCUUAAUAUCCAAUCAAAAGACGGUUGUUUCCCCACAGUUGGCUCAUUGCACAAUAAGGCUAUGAAAGGUGGCGUCAAGACGCCUGCUACGUUAACAGCAUAUGUUUUGAUUUCCUUGUUGGAAGCUGAUCUUGGUGCGAACGAUCAGCGCGCAGUGAAAGCAGCAUCAUGUGUUUCCAACACUCUGGAUGAAAUCAAAGAUUCUUACUCGCUUUCUAUCAUCGCGUAUAUGUUUGCAAAGAUGAAAGAUACAGCGAGUUAUAAUAAAGUCAUGAAGAGAUUAGAUGCUAUGGCAAUAAAGGAAGAUGGUAUGAUUCGUUGGGAGGAACCGAAAGAAAAAGAGGAUAGUAAAAAACAAACAUUUUGGUAUUAUGCUGCUCGUUCCACCGACAUCGAACAAACUGCGUAUGCUUUGAUUGCUAAGCUUACCUUAACUGGCAAGAAAACAACUUCCGAUAAUAUUCCGAUUGUAAAGUGGCUUUCCAAACAAAGAAACGGACUCGGAGGAUGGUCAUCAACUCAGGACACGGUUCUCGCCAUGCAAGCGUUAGCAGAGUUCGCAGAAAUCACAUACGGAACAGCUGCAGAUAUGUCCGUUUUGAUUCGGGCUGGUCCUGAUUUUGAACACACAUUUAAAGUUAACAAAGAGAAUGCUUUAGUCUUGCAAAGAGUUGAGGAUGUUCCUGUUCCAAACACUGUAAAACUGACUGCUACAGGAGAGGGGUGUGCGCUUGUACAGGUCAAUAUCAGAUAUAACGUAAAAGAAGUGAAAGCAAAGCCAUCUUUCGAAGUCACUCAUUCCAUCAAAACAAUUCAGCACAAGCUAACCAAGCGACAGUCAUGUCGUUCACAAAUGUUGAAAGUUUGCGCACGAUGGCUCAGAAAAGGUGAAUCCAACAUGGCGCUGGUGGAUGUGCAGAUGAUUUCGGGAUUCGAAGCGAAUUCUAAAUCAUUCGAGAAGGCGCUUCAAAAUACGAAGGGAUUGAAAGACAUCGAAAUAAAAGGAAAAGGCGUCAUGUUCUACUUUAACAGGCUGAACAACAAGUUCCGUUGUUUCGAAAUUCGAGUGGAUCAAACAUCGAACGUUCGAAAAGCAAAGCCUGUACCAAUCACAGUGUACGAUUACUAUGACACAGAAAAAUCAGCUACAGUGAUGUACGAAUUCACCAACAAACAAUGUAGAGGAUAAAAGAAAAAACCCUUUUUUGUUCAUGUUUUUUUAAUAAUUUUUGUAAUAUUUUUUUACUAUGACAAACAGGUUCUUGUUGAGUUAAA